Pyricularia oryzae 70-15 is the source of this 4020-nucleotide messenger RNA. RefSeq lists its product as uncharacterized. The record is from RefSeq and is a predicted model, not a curated record. Gene Ontology annotation, molecular function: S-adenosylmethionine-dependent methyltransferase activity. The coding region runs from base 1 to 4020 and encodes 1339 amino acids. Lineage: Eukaryota; Fungi; Ascomycota; Sordariomycetes; Magnaporthales; Pyriculariaceae. The transcript is spliced from 3 exons.
AUGGACAGGGCACAAGAGAGGGAGCGCUCCGACAGGCUGCGGAACAGACUAUCGGGGGCAGGAGGUAUCGUGCCUACCAGGCCUGCACAGCCCUCGCGUCGUCGGAGCGGGAGUCUGGACGAUACUUCGUCCCAGGUGUCCAUGUCCUCCAACGCUCCCACCGUCGGCUCCGGAUCUCACCUGGGCUCGUCGCGCGUCGCCAGGUCGGGCCGGAACCGGCGGCCAAAGGUCAGCUUCCCCAGCAACGGCAGCCAGCAGUCGACCGGGUCGGUCAGCGACAACAGUCUCGACUUUUUGCGGCAGAGGACGGAGCGGCAGUCGCUCAAGUCGGCCAUGAAGACGCCCCAGCGGCCCUCGACGCCUCCUCUGCCGGCCGACUCGACCACCGGGCCCUCGUUCGCCUCGCUGUCCGACUCGCAGGAGUCGUCUCGGCGCUCCAUCCGGCCCCGCCGGCGGCUGUCCUUCAAGGAGCCGUCGACCACGACCACGACCACGACCCAGGACAAGCGCCGCUCCGUGCCGGGCAGCAGCUGGGCCGAGAGGUUCCUGCCGCAGGUGACCAACGCCAACGCGCUGAUGCGCCGGGAGCCGUUUUCCCGCCACGACUCGUUCGGGUCCGACACGGACUACACCGACUCCGAGCUGUCCGACGACACGCACGCUACCACCGUCAUGUCCGACGCCACCGUCGGGAGUCCCAAGGUGCAGAAGAGGCAGACGACGACCGUCACCACCAGCGUGCCCGUCGUCCAGACCCGCCAGCAGGCUCCCCCGACCUCGGCACCCUCCGUCGGCAGCUCCGCCCCGGCCCCCACCAAGCCGGCCGGCCGCAAGCUCACCAUCGAGGUGCACCCGGCGCGCGAGACCGAGGAGGAGGUCCGCAAGCGCGAGGAGGAGAAGCGCCGGCGCGAGCGGAUCGAGGCGGACCUCCGCAGCAAGAUCGCGGGCCUGGAGAAGCGGAUGCAGGCCGAGGCCGAGGACAAUGCCCGGCAGCAGCAGCAGGUGCAGCGCCAGAUUGCCAGCGUGGCGGCCAAGCAAAAGGAGCGGCAGGCGCCGGCAUCGGCCCCGACAACCCCGGCGCCGCCGGCCCCCUCCAGACAAGCGCCCGUGCCGCCCAUAAGCCGCCUGUCGACCGGCCGCACCGAGUCCACCCCUGCGUCUCCCCAGCUCAACGCCCAGGCCAGGCCGUUCCAGCCGUCCCCCAGGCCGUCCCCCAGGCCGCUGUCCAUGACCGCUAACAUGGGCCCCGUGGUGCCGCCGAUGAGCCACGUCCCGCAGAUGCCGAGCCUGGACAUGAUGCCGCCGUUCCUGCAGCAGGCGGUGCCGGCCAUGCCGAUGCCAGCGCCCCUCCCCAUGCCCAUGGUGCAGCAGCCGCCCGCCAUGGCGCAGCAGGCCGGCGCGGUCGACGCCACGCUCCAGCAGCAGCUGGAGGCGCAGGCGGCACAGCUCGCGUCGCUCCGCACGGCGCUCGCGGCGGCCGAGGCGGAGCGCGACGAGAACAAGACGGGCAUGACGACGCUGUCGGAGCAGUGCCAGACGCUGGAGGCCGAUGUGCGCACGGUGCGGGCGGCGGUGUCGCAGUCGGAGGAGGUCACCAUCGCCAAGCUGGCGGCCUGCGAGCUGGUGCGCGACCUGCUCCGCGUCAAGGUCGAGGGCUUCGAGAGCGAGGUCAAGACCAAGGCCAUGGUCAUCGAGGGCCUCUCGGCCGAGCGGGACAGGUUGGCCGUCGCGCUCGAGGCCUCGGCCGCCGAGGUGGCCGUCCUGAGCGAGAGGUCCCGGAUGCUCGACGAGGAUCGCGAGAGGGCCCACGGGGACAUGCUCGCGCUCAAGGAGGAGCUGGUCAACGCCAGGGCCGCCGCCGAGGCUUUGGAGAAGGACAAGGCCGAGCUGGAGGGCAAGGUCGCGGGGCUGCAGGGGGACUUGGGCACCGCGCACGCAAAGCUGGCCGAGCUGGAGGGCGUGGUCAAGGACAAGGAGGGCUGCAUCGAGCAGCUGAAGAAGGAUGGCGACGAGGCCAAGGCCAGCAACGACGAGCUCAGGAAGGAGGUCGAGCAGCUGGCUGCCGCGAGUGCCACCAAGGACCAGGAGUUGGUCGAAGUUACUGCCAAGCUGGCCGAAGCAGAGUCGACACUGGCCACAUCGCAAUCGAGCCUUGCCACACUCGAGGCCAGCCUGGCAACAACCACGGAAGAAAAGACAAAAGAGAUCUCCAACCUGCAGGAGAAACUGGCAGCAGCCGAGACUGCCGCUGCAACAGCGCUAGCAACCGCCGAGACAAACAUGGCGACAGCCACAGCCGAGAAAGAAGCCGAGAUCGCCGCCCUCAACGACAAGCUCACCGCCGCCGCAGCAGCAAAGGAGUCGGAGCUCGCCAGCCUCAACGACAAGCUCGCCGCCGCCACGGCCGAAAAGGAAGCCGAGCUGGCCGCCCUCCACGACCAGCUCGCGGCCGCACAAGCAGAAACCACCAAAGCAGAGGCCGAGAUCCAGAACCUCGAGGGCAGGACGCCCGAGGACCACGCGGCAUCCCUCGCGACGGCGGCGCGGGAAAAGGACGAGCUGGCGGGCAGGGUCGCCGCGCUGCAGGCCGAGGUGGAGAGCCGCGCGGCCGAGGCCAACGACAUGGUGACGACGUUUGCGACGGAGAAGGCGGCGCUGGAGGCGGACCGGGCGGCGGUGGAGUCGGAGCGCAACGAGCUCGAGGAGGCGCGCGCGGCGGCGGCGGCCGAGGCGGCGCGGCUGUCGCUGCACGUCACGCAGCUCAAGGCCAAGGUCGAGGCCUCCAAGAACAAAAAGACCGUGCCCACCACCGCCGCCGCGUCGGCCGCCGCCGCGGUCAAGAGCACCAAGACGGUCAAGACCAAGGCGGACUUUUUCUUUGUCAGGACCUCGCAGGACAGGGGGCGCAUGCAGGUCGUCAAGAAGAGCGAGCUCAAGAGCUCCAGGAGUUCGAGCCGCACUCCUAGCGCCAAGGACGAUGCUAUUCACUGGCCACUGUUGCUCGAAAUGGCCUCCGUCGAGUUCCGUAAUCUGGGACUUGACGUAUGCGCAAGUCGCCCGUCAAGCUUUUACACCCGCAGUUGGCAAUGCUUAAUUGGGGAAUGCCGAGUCCGACCGACACCGAACCGAAUCCAUUGGAAAACUCCGGGGUUCCAGGGUUUUUACAGACGUGGGGUGAUGCCUCGGCUCAAGCUGUACGAAUUUGCCCGUCAAGUCGUUGGUCUUGACUCGCGGCGCAUUCCCGACCUCUCAGCUACAAACUCGCCGUUUCCCCAUUCCUUCAAGACCCUGUUCCAGGACACCGGCGGCGUCGUGACGGCGCAGCUGUUCAAGCCCGAGUUUGCCAGCGCGCAGCUGUCGCGCGUCGUCGCCGUGGACCUGGACCCGGGCGUCGUGGCCUUCACGUCGCAGCGCGCGGCCGAGGAGCCCGGCUGGGCCGGCAAGGUCGAGGUGCUGCGCGCGGGCCAGCACCCGCUGCCGCUGCCCGACGGGGCCUUUUCGCACGCCUUCAACAACUUUGCCGUCUCGGCGCCCGACGACGACGCCACCCUCCGCGAGACCCUCCGCCUGCUCCGCCCGGGCGGCGUCGCGGGCUUCACGACCUGGAGGAACCCCGCCUGGUGGGACGCCGUCGCCGUCCCCGCCGUCAGGAACUACAUCCCCGACGCCCCGCCGCUGCCGGGCCUCGGCGCCAUCUUCCCGGACCGCGGCUGGGGCGACAACACCACCGCCGAGGCGAGGCUGACUGCUGCUGGGUUCGUGGACGUCGAGUCGCGGGACUUUGUGUUUGCGCCCGACCUGCCGGCGGCCGAGUUUUGCACGGCCUGCUCGGGCCUGGUCAAGGCUUUUAUCAAGUUCAAGUGGUCGCCCGAGCAGAAUGAGCAGUUCGCGGCCCUGAUUGCCGGCGCCAUGCAGAGGCACCUCGAGGACACGGCCGGCGGGAGGUGGAACGCAAAGAUGUAUGCCAUCAUCACUUUUGGGAGGAAGCCUGGCUCAAAGGACAAGGGCGCAAGCUUGUAA